This is a messenger RNA of Colletotrichum karsti, 882 nucleotides long. RefSeq lists its product as uncharacterized. The transcript has 2 exons. Gene Ontology annotation, cellular component: mitochondrial inner membrane. The record is from RefSeq and is a predicted model, not a curated record. Lineage: Eukaryota; Fungi; Ascomycota; Sordariomycetes; Glomerellales; Glomerellaceae. Gene Ontology annotation, molecular function: S-adenosyl-L-methionine transmembrane transporter activity.
UUGAAAACGAGGUAUCAAAGUCAGGACUUCGUCAAGACCUAUGCUUCAUCCCCGGGAAGCAAAGCGCCGCUUUUUCGCGGCCUCUACCAAGGCAUCGGGAGCGUUGUCCUUGCAACACUGCCGGCGGCGGGCAUCUUCUUCGCAACGUACGAGAGCAUGAAAAAGACCAUCUCCAGCGCGGGCUCAAUCCCGCAGCCCCUGGUCCACGCCUCGGCGUCGGCCGUCGCGGAGAUGGGAUCAUGCCUGGUCCUCGCGCCGGCCGAAGUCAUCAAGCAGAACGCGCAGAUGUUGCGACGACAGGGUGCCGGCCCCGGUACGGGAUCCGCCAGCCGGUCGACUUCACUCGAAGCCUUCCGCCAGGUCGCCGGCUCCGGGGCGCGGAGGAGGCUGUUCUCGGGGUACACGGCGCUGGUGGCGCGCAACCUGCCGUUCACAGCGAUACAGUUCCCGAUCUUCGAGCAUGUCCGGACGACGGUCUGGGAAUCGAGGACACGAGGGAGAGGGGACGGGGAGGAGCAGGGUCUGCUCGAGACGGGGGUGGUCACUGGAGCGAGCGCGGGAAGUGCUGGGGCGUUUGCGGCGUGGAUCACGACGCCGAGCGACGUGGUCAAGACGCGGAUGAUGCUGAGCGCGGGCGAUAAGGCAUCGGAGCAGCAGCAGAAGGGACGGGACGAAUCGAGACGGGUGGAAAAGCGACGAGGCAGUUUGGAGGUGACGCGCGACGUAUACCGGCAGAACGGGGUUCGCGGGCUCUUCCGUGGCGGGUUGUUGCGAGCCGCAUGGACGGCGGUCGGGAGCGGGCUGUAUCUCGGGACGUACGAGAUGUCGAAGGUCUGGCUCACGCGCGGCAAGGACGAAUCGGAGGUCGUCGGGGGGUUGUGA